Molecule: messenger RNA, 3244 nt
Organism: Papaver somniferum (opium poppy)
Lineage: Eukaryota; Viridiplantae; Streptophyta; Magnoliopsida; Ranunculales; Papaveraceae
Product: putative pentatricopeptide repeat-containing protein At1g68930
Exons: 10
Coding region: 196-2868 (890 amino acids)
Biological process (GO): RNA modification
Molecular function (GO): RNA binding; protein binding
Source: RefSeq, a predicted model, not a curated record
UCAGAUCCGUAUAUCGUAUAGUCGACUCAACUCCAGUGGUGUGGAUCUUGGAAAGCGAUUCCGUGUCCGUCCACUCUCUCUCUUUCCUGGACAAAACACGGAAUCUCUCUCUCCUUCUGACUUCUUCUUUCUCAUUUCCACUUCUUCGAUCUCUAAUUCCGGAGGUCAUCUUGCCGGUGGCGUCGUCGUCUAAUUAUGGAUUCGCGUAGAAGAAGACCUGGAGGACUGAAUGUGUUAUGCUAUGCUUUUCUCUUUCUCUUAAUUUCAGUUUCUGUUUUCGCUCAGGAUACAGAAGUGGAGGAAUCGAAUAAGGAAUUGCCAAAGGGAUCUGUUAAAGACUUAGGUCGCCGUAGUAAAAUAGUAUUAGACCCCCUUGAUAAUGAAAACAACAACAACAAUAAGAAUGAUAUCAAUGAUGUGCUUGGGGAUGUUGGAGUUGGUGAAUUUGCGGGAUCUGAUGGUCUUGGAGUCUUUGAUGCUUUCUUUGCCAGUUUGUCUAUGAUCCUAGUUAGCGAGAUUGGAGAUGAAACGUUUAUUAUAGCAGCACUAAUGGCUAUGCGCCACCCAAAGUCGAUUGUUCUGUCUGGUGCACUUUCUGCAUUGUUCGUGAUGACGGUGCUUUCUACUGGACUUGGUCGGAUAGUGCCAAAUUUGAUAUCAAGGAAGCACACAAAUAGUGCAGCUACAGUUCUGUAUGCAUUUUUUGGGUUACGUCUUCUUUACAUUGCUUGGAGAUCAGAAAAGGCAAAUCAGAAGAAGGAAAUAGAAGAAGUAGAAGAGAAGUUGGAAGGGGGGCAAGGAAAAUCAACUUUUCGCCGAUUUUUGUCAAGAUUUCUAACUCCAAUCUUUUUAGAGUCUUUUAUUUUGACAUUUCUAGCUGAAUGGGGUGAUCGCAGUCAGAUUGCCACAAUCGCCCUUGCAACUCAUAAAAACGCAGUUGGUGUAGCCGUUGGAGCCUGUAUAGGUCACACAAUUUGCACAUCAAUAGCUGUAGUAGGAGGAAGCAUGUUGGCCUCAAAGAUUUCACAAGGAACAGUUGCAAUGGUCGGUGGCCUGCUCUUCCUCGGCUUCUCUUUAUCAUCUUAUUUCUAUCCUCCAAUGUAUCCCCAUUCCCAAACUCAGAAAGAAAAAAGUUUCCACAGUACAGUGGAUGUUAAUAGACUCCAUGGAGAAGCAAUAAAGACGGGUUUCAUUGGAGAUAUUCAAUACUGCAACCAUCUUCUGAAUUUAUAUGGGAGAAAAUGUGAUGUUCUCGGGGCACAAAAAUUGUUCGAUGAAAUGCCUGACCGGGAUGUUAGAACGUGGACUAUUCUGAUUAAAGGUUUUGCUCUGGUGAAACGUUAUGAAGCUUGUUUGGAUCUUUUUAAGCAAAUGCAAACUCAAAAUAUUUUUCCGAACUGUUAUACGUUAUCUUGUAUCAUGAACUGUUGUGCAAGCAUCACGAAUCUGAAAAUUGGUAAGGCGAUUCAUGGAUGGAUCAUUGCAAGUGGGGUUGACUUAGAUGUUUCUUCAGAGAAUUCUAUUGUUGAUUUUUAUGUUAAAUGUGGAGCUUUUGAUUCUGCGAGUAGAAUGUUUGAAUUGAUGAAUGAGAAGGAUACAGUGUCGUGGAAUAUUAUGAUUGGUGGGUAUUUACAAAUCGGAGAUACAGAGAAAUCGAUUGAGUUAUUUAGAAGAUUGCCUGUGAAAGAUGUUGCGAGUUGGAAUAUCAUAAUUGUUGGGCAAAUGAGAAAUGGGUUCAACGGAGUUGCGUUGGAGCUUCUGCAUCAGAUGAGGGGAAGUGGGUGUCUGUUCAAUGAGAGGUCUUUCUCCAUUGCCUUACUCUUAGCUGCUUCUCAGUCGAUGUUGUACUUAGGAAAACAGAUUCAUAGUCAAUUACUAAGAACUGGAUUUUAUCAUGAUAAUUUUGUAAGAAAUUCACUAAUAGACAUGUACUGCAAAUGCGGCGAAAUGAGAAAAGCUUCAUUUGUUUUCAGUAAAACUCAACACUGGCUUCAGUGUCAGAUAGAGAAUACGGUGUCGUGGAGCUCAAUAAUUUCUGGGUAUGUUCAGAAGGGUAAUACUGAAGAGGCUUUUAAGCUCUUCCGCGAGAUGGUUCGUGAAGGAGUUGAGGUAAAUCAGUUCACCCUAACAAGUGUAGUUUCAGCCUGUUCUGAUGCAGCAUGUUUGGAGGAAGGUACACAAUUCCAUGCUUUCACUAAGAAACUAGGGCACCAACUUGAUGUUUUCUUAGUAUCUGCAUUGGUUGACAUGUACUCUAAAUGUGGAAGUGUGGAUGAUGCAAUAUCGAUGUUCUUCGAGAGUAGCCAUACGAGGAAUACUGUACUAUGGACGUCAUUGAUCUCUGGCUGUGGUUUGCAUGGUAAAGGCAGAAAGGCGAUUCGGCUUUUCGAGCUUAUGUUGAAGGAAGGGAUUAAGCCUAAUGAAAUUAGUUUUCUGGGACUCUUAUCUGGGUGUAGCCAUGCAGGGUUAUUUGAAGAAGGUAAAAAAUACUUUAGAAUAAUGAAAGAAGAUUACAGGAUAGUUCCUGGAGUGGAACAUUUUACUUGUAUGGUUGGUCUAUUAGCGCGAGAAGGAAAUUUAAAUGAAGCAAAGGAGUUUAUACAAGAAAACAGUAUCUCUCAUCUAAUUCCUGUUUGGAAAGCAUUCUUAGCUGCCUGCAAUGUUCAUAAAAAUGCCGAUAUGGCGGCAUGGGCUUCUGAGAAACUGCUUAAUUUAGAGCCAAAUGAUGCUGGGUCUUAUGUUCUUCUAUCGAACAUCUCAACAGAAAAUUACAGGUGGGAAGAUGCAGCCAAGAUUAGAAGUUUGAUGCAAAAUAAAGGGGUUAAGAAGACCUCUGGUCAAUCUUGGAUCCAACUGAGGAACUGGUAGACUGAGGGAGUUCCAAAACCGUCUCACUUGAGAUGUAAAAGAAGGACAGUCAGUUGUUCAUCUUUCUUUCUUGAUGAGGAACCUGUGGUUGGAUCGGUGAUAUCAUGAGUCCAUCACAACGGAGACCUAUUCGGGUAAUGAUACGUUGAAAGUGUACAGAGUGCUGCAUACAUCUAUCAGUCACAAAAUAACUGUAAGAGAUGCAUAUCAAUUACAUCAGUAUAAGCAUGCUGAGUAUUCUUCGGGUGGUAAACCAGAACCUUAUUGUUUCUCGUAUAAAUAGUUGUGGUGGUGUUCAGUUGGUCCAUUCAUGAACAAAAAUAUUGCAUAUCUGGCGACUCUUGCUUCAGAAGAUAAUUUCUGAAUUCCAGAACAG